This is a messenger RNA of Marchantia polymorpha subsp. ruderalis, 1244 nucleotides long. NCBI's taxonomy places the organism in Eukaryota, Viridiplantae, Streptophyta, Marchantiopsida, Marchantiales, Marchantiaceae. The record is from the annotation of a GenBank genome assembly.
UUUAGAAACGACCUCCAGACUUCCUGAGGCACUUUCAGCUGCCCAGAGUGCCAUAUAUGUAGCUUUCGGAGCGCUUUCAUGUCAGCGAAGGAGUGAGACGAGACUCUCACAGAAGGAACGUUCCAGAUUUUGCAGUGGUGUGAGCCUACGUAAGGAAUGAGGCAAAUGUGCUGAGUUCCUCGCCCUCAUGCCAAAAUGCUUACCGAAGGAGCUCGCAAACGGGUUCAGGAAGUCGCUUGCUAUAAAAUUACUGCCGCGACAAAGCGAUCACCUGUGGAGAAGAAGCAAAGAAAACACUGGGAACACCACUUUUGCUUCUAAGGAUGACCUGAUUUGGCAGCCGAACGGUGUCUUUCCAGAGCAACCGGCAAUUCAUCAACUCCCAAUUUCGUAACCUUUACUGUUUUAGUGGAAUACUUGACCUCAUCAGGGGAACAAAUUUGCAGCUCUUCAUAACGUCGCACAUCAGUCGGAACUUGUUUCCUUUCUGCAGACCAUACAUAUCAAUCGCCAAGGACUUGAAUCAUGAGCACAUAACUUCGAAGGCCUUCAUGGAAUAACAACCAUAAUCUGCUUCCUCCUCGAUUGAUCUCGAAUAAGGGAGGGCUUCACUCCCAUUCUUUUGCCAUGACGAUGCACAUCUCCCAAGCCCUGGCCCAAAGGCAAAAGGAAAAUUCUCGUAAAUAAGCAGAGGGAAAAACAGCUCAGAUUGUCUUCUGCAGUCAUCUUCAUCUCUGUGAAGGAUGGUACAUUUGGGGAUGACGGUUGUCACGACAAAUGAUAAGUUUUUGAUAAAUCGCCCACGAUUUAUCAAAAACAUCUGUCCAGAGGAAAGUUGAAUAAGCUUGGAUUUCCUCAACAAGUGGCAACUAUACUCAUAUGCGAUAGCGACAACAUUGGAGCUCUAAACUCAUCAAGGAAUCAUAUUCAUCAUCCUAGGACUACACAUACUUUUACUCGUAAAAGUUUUGUUGAGAAGAAAGAGUAGGAGAUACACAUUAGACUAGUUUACUGUACAACUCGGGACGUGACGGAUGAUGUGCAUGCUAAAAGAAAGAUAGACAUGGGAAUUGCAUAUUAGACAAAAGAUUGAGUUUUUAUAUCAUUGGGUGAGAAUGAUGAAAAUGUUAAAAAUGAACCGAAAUUUAGUCUAUAAAUGUUAAUUUCUUAUUUUAGUUCAUUUCUUUUCAGUAGUGUUCACCGCCAGCCUCAAAUUUAGAACUAAAACAGAGUCUCGAAUGUGA